Molecule: messenger RNA, 1146 nt
Organism: Theobroma cacao (cacao)
Lineage: Eukaryota; Viridiplantae; Streptophyta; Magnoliopsida; Malvales; Malvaceae
Source: RefSeq, a predicted model, not a curated record
AGUAGGUGCAGGUAGUCUUUCCAAAUAAUUGAAGUGUUUUGCAUUGAAGUUGAAUUAUCAAAACAGAAGGAUUCAAAAUUUGAGAAUUACCUUAUUGAUGCUCUUGAUUCUGACCUUAAUUAGUUGGAAGAGGAUUAAGAAAAGAGAAGAAAAUGGCUGGGACGAGUAACUUUACCAAGCGGGAAUUGUUUUAUGGAAGUGUGGAAGAUGAUAGAGAUCAGAACUAUUCUGUUCACACAAAGGGGAGAAAGAAACUUCUUGUUUUUGGUCUUGGAGGGUUGCUUUGCCAUAGAAUCUGCAGGAAAGACACAACUGAAGUUCCAAUAGUACAUCGUAGGCCCGAUGCUGUUUAUGGAAGCUACGCUGUGUACAAGAGGCCUUAUUGUGAAGAGUUCAUGAAAUUCUGUCUUUCAAGAUUUGAGGUGGGGAUAUGGUCAUCUGCAAGAGAAUGGUACUUGAACAGCGCCUUGGACUGUAUAAUGAGUGGGCUGAGAAGCAAGAUAUUAUUUGCUUGGGAUCAAAAUGAAUGUACUAAUACUGGAGUCAGCUGCUUGGAGAAGAAAGAAAAACCGAUAUUUUUGAAGGAAUUGAAGAAAGUGUGGGAUAGAAAUUGGUCUAGCUCUCUGCAGCACAGGGAUGAAUAUUCAGCAUCGAAUACGUUGCUAAUUGAUGAUAAGCCCUACAAAGCCCUGCUAAAUCCUCCUUACACCGCCAUAUUUCCUUCUGAAUACAAGGCGAACCAAGUUAAUGACAAUUCUUUAGGUCCAAAUGGCGAGCUGUGGCGCUACUUGGAAGGGCUGGCAGCGGCAGAUGAUGUCCCUUCAUAUGUUAAGGCACAUCCUUUUGGGCAGCCUGCAAUAACGCCAAUGCACUCAGAUUGGGAUUACUACUCCAAGAUUAUGGUCAAUAUUCAAGGGACAAGGUAGAACAGUUUUUUGGCUUUUGUUUGGUCUAAAUUUGGCAUAUAUUAUUCUAAGGAGAAAGAGCUGGAUCACAUUGACUAAUACCUCCUGAGAAAUGUGGUGUUAGAGAGUACCAUUAAUGAGAACUUUGCUCCGUUUACAAGGAUACAUUGUUUAUGAACCUAUAUAAACUUAAUCAUAUGCUUUAUGAAUUCCAACUUCUAGGAAGACCAUUGCUCCAGCA